AUGGCAACUAUCAGCACAACUGCGACUAUUCAGUCGAAACCUCAGCAGGCCUGCCCGAAAUCGGGAACAGACGGUACGACAGCGGGCGAUACGACUCCCUGCACGCCCUGCAAGGAGGAUGUUGGCUGGCGAAAGAUAGUCAGAAACUUCACCCCAUCAUGGUUUGCGGUUACAAUGGGCACAGGCAUCGUGUCAAUUCUCCUCCAUAACCUGCCUUACAACGCGACUUGGAUUUCUCACGGCCUCGCUGUCGCGUUCUUUAUUCUCAACGUUGGUCUUUUCACAAUAUUUACGGGCAUUACUGUCUUGCGUUAUGCACUUUAUCCCGAAAUUUGGAAGGCGAUGGUUAUCCAUCCAGCCCAGCCAAUGUUCCUUGGCUGUUUUCCGAUGGGAUUUGCAACUAUUAUCAACAUGAUGAUAUUCGUCUGCGCUCCAGCCUGGGGUAAGUGGGUUGUUUCAUGGGCUUGGGGCUUCUGGUGGCUUGACGCUGCUCUAUCUCUGGCAACUUGCAUCACUGUACCGUUUGUCAUUCUUCCUCCCAAAGAAGCCAUCGUCUCGGUCUUUCUGCCAAUCGGUCCAUUGGGCCAAGGCGGCUUUGGCAUUCAGCAACUGGGCAAAGUGUCCCUCAAACUCCUUCCCCAGUCAACAGCCUUCACCACUGCGUCGCCCGGUGCCGUACACGGCGGGGAGAUUCUCUACUUCCUGGGCAUUUUCCUCGCCUUGAUUAUGUGGGGCUUCGCGCUGGUCUGGUUAUCUUUUGCUCUCAUCAGCAUUGUGACGAUGCAAAAGUUCCCGUUCAACAUGGGCUGGUGGGGUUUCACGUUUCCGUUGGGUGUGAUGGCAACCUGUACCGGCAUGCUGGCGCAGGACUUGGACAGCACGUUCUUCAGAGUCACGACCAUGAUUUUCUCUCUUUCCGUAUGUCUCCUAUGGCUGUUAGUUGCAGUCAGAACGCUGCACCAAGCCAUUUCAGGAGAGAUAUUCUUUGCUCCCUGCUUGAAAGAUAUAAGGGAUAAGCAGGCCCAAGCAGGAUCAGACCGCAGAGUAUGA
Messenger RNA from Colletotrichum aenigma, 1050 nucleotides. It is a transcript of the gene SSU1-0, whose product is annotated as Sulfite efflux pump SSU1. Gene Ontology annotation, cellular component: plasma membrane. NCBI's taxonomy places the organism in Eukaryota, Fungi, Ascomycota, Sordariomycetes, Glomerellales, Glomerellaceae. The coding region runs from base 1 to 1050 and encodes 349 amino acids. The record is from RefSeq and is a predicted model, not a curated record. Gene Ontology annotation, molecular function: sulfite transmembrane transporter activity. Gene Ontology annotation, biological process: sulfite transmembrane transport; transmembrane transport. The transcript is spliced from 5 exons.